This is a messenger RNA of Penicillium verhagenii, 7551 nucleotides long. Its product is annotated as 1-phosphatidylinositol-3-phosphate 5-kinase FAB1. The transcript has 2 exons. Bases 1 to 7551 code for a protein of 2516 amino acids. Gene Ontology annotation, molecular function: metal ion binding; 1-phosphatidylinositol-3-phosphate 5-kinase activity; ATP binding. Gene Ontology annotation, biological process: phosphatidylinositol phosphate biosynthetic process. The record is from RefSeq and is a predicted model, not a curated record. Gene Ontology annotation, cellular component: endosome membrane; fungal-type vacuole membrane. Lineage: Eukaryota; Fungi; Ascomycota; Eurotiomycetes; Eurotiales; Aspergillaceae.
AUGGAGCCGAAGCCGCAUGAGACACCGAGUCCGUCUGCGUCGUCCGGGUUUCUACCGCUGGGACGACGCGGAUCGCGAGCAUCCAUGGCCACGACCCAGACCGAACGAGAAAAUAUAAACGCAGCCCUUGACCAGAUUCACACCGCCGCAUACCAAUCCGACUCCCUUACACUUUUUAAUGACUUUACAACGCCACCCGGGCCGACACUAGCAACAGAUGAGAAAGGACUAUCGGAAGAGCUUCAGGGAGGGUUAAGUGGGUUAUAUAGCCGUUUCAGGACCUCCGUCGGUGGAAUGAGAGAUAUUGUGAGCGGUGGAACAAGAUCCACGGACAGAAGUGCGGCAGAUACACCUACAGUCAAGAGCCCAAUCUCGGAACGUUCGAUGACCAAGUCGGUCUCUGACCUAGCGGCUAGUUCAGGCGAUUAUCAACAGUCGCAUCCCAACUCAUCCCAGGGCUCGAGACUUCAUUCCCCGGUAGCAACACACUUUCAGAUCGGCCAGGAAGCUGUACCUCAGCUAAAUGCUGGGAAGGGCUCCAAGAUCUCCUCGAAAAGCCCUAGCGUAUCUUCCAAGACCUCGAUUUCACCCUCCCCGGGAGUUAAAGCCACCAUCGGUCCACUGACUAAAUCCACUGGCAAUUCGAUCGCAGCAGAUCCUGCAGUCGCCCAGCUAUACGUGAAUACCGCCGGUCAAAAUCUACGAUCUAGAAGUAGCUCCGUGAAUUUAUCCCAGCAGGGGGUCAAGACUACAGAAUCUACCAGUACAGGAAGUGGAGAUGGGCCAAUGGAGCCACCUUUGAGCCAAACCUCUUCUGUGUUAAACCAGAGCCUUUCGCACUCGCCAGUCCUAUCUAUCAAGACACAUGGAAGCUUCCAAGAAGAGCCUAGUACGUUAGAAAACAACGGACCGCUUAAUCUGACGACAAAUGUGCUGGAUGUUCCACCGAGAAAGUUGGUGUCUGCAGAUCAACAGAGAACAGCGGAAGGUACAUCCCAGGUGAUUGCUACACGGAAUACAAAGCACGCUGAGCCAGGUCAAGAGACAGUGCCUCCGGUUCAAGACAACAGGUCGAACUCGCGUAUGUCUUUUGGCUUUGACGACUCCAGCUUAUCUGUGGUAUCCAAUUUUCAUUCCAAAGCUGCUUCCUCGAGUAGUGCUGCGGCAUUGGAUAGCAUGACAGCUAUGCCUCAAGAGGGCACAAAAGGAAACGAGCUGCCAAAAGCUCCCACUGCCUCAAAGCCUGGCGAAAAAUCAAAGCCGCCUCCUUCAAAUAACAGGCUGCCCGGCUAUGGAAUCUCGCGAACAUCUACUGCGGAAACAAUUACCACUGUUUCUUCUUUGCCACCCUUGAAUACCAAUGUUGGCCGGUUUACGGGCCAGAUUCCUCGGGAGCGCCGCGAAGAACGACCCCGAAACGGCGCGCUAUCCCAGAUAGGAAGCAAAUUGAUGAGCAGAGAUUUCUGGAUGCGUGAUGAAAAUGCGAAGGAUUGCUUCCACUGUGGAGAGCCAUUUACCACAUUUCGCAGAAAACACCACUGCCGAACCUGUGGCCAGAUUUUUGAUUCAAGAUGCACACUUCUAAUACCCGGCACGCGAUUUGGACAGCCUGGCUCUAUAAGAGUCUGCAAGCCCUGUGAGGCAAUGAUCAACGCACAUGAUGAUGAUUCUUCUGAAUUUUCGGAUAGCGAACAGAGUCCUAUCAUGGUGAAUCCUCGGCUCUCUGAGCUGAGCUGGGGAGGCAACAGUGCUCGCCCAUCUGUAGACGAUGAUGACUCUUCGUCUGUGAUAUCUCAAUCCAUUGACCAUGUUCUGAGAACUCCAACGAUGGCCAUACCAGCAACACGACGUGCUGGCGAAGGCCGCUCGGCUGUUCUGGAAAUCAACCCGGACCGUCCUUUGGCACGGCCGACCUCAUCUCGGUCUCUUAGGUCUUCGUUGGGAGGAAGACCGCAUUCCAUGGGUCAUAAACGUCACCACUCUCGCCAACAGUAUAUUCGAAGUUUCAAACCACUUCAUGAUGACCGGGCACCUUUCCAGCGUCGCCACGCAGAUGACUUCAGCACAGAGUCCCGGCUGCCUGCCUUUCACAAAGACAACAUCAUUGAUCCAGAAUUAGCCGACUAUCUUUCAGACGAUGCAUCUAGUGGUGAAGAGCAGCCAAGUCUCCUGGCAGCCGUUUCAGAGAGCCAACUCUCAAAAAGUGGCGUUGAUAGCGAACGAGUCCCUUUUGGCGGGUUGCUUGCAGCCAUGAAGAAAGGAAGAUCUGCGUUUGGUGAUCGGGCCAUACCUACUAUCAACCAGCCUGGGAGAGAUGCUGAUGAGGUUAGCCUAAGUAGCUCGAGGGCAGUGAAUUUGCCACGCUCUUCCCGUCGCAGAAACUUGAGCGUGGCAAGCAGUGUUCAUCGUCAAUCCUCUGGGACAAAAGACUUAUUCCUUCAUGAUCUUCCUGUGGGAGGUACGCCAUUUCCCGUCGCUUCAAAUCAGACUGGGUUUAAGCAGACCAGAAGCUCGUCAAUGAGAGGAGUAGAAGCACCGCCAGUUGAGCUCAAUAAAGCUAGCUUGGAACAUGUGCGCAGACUUUUGCAGCAACUCUUGUCGAUGUCCUCGGUACCAAAUGUUGACAGCUGGGAGAAUGCACUGAUGCCAAUUCUUCUGAAAACAGCCGAUGAGGUAGACCCGGAUGUCCAACGUGGAGACGACAUGGAUAUCCGCCACUAUGUCAAACUGAAGAAGAUCCCAGGAGGCAGACCUGGUGAUACAUCAUAUGUGUCGGGCUUGGUUUUCACCAAGAAUCUGGCAUUAAAGAGUAUGCCUAGAAGCAUUUUACGACCGAAUAUUCUGAUCAUCACUUUCCCUCUUGAAUAUGCCCGUCAACAACAUCAUUUCAUGAGCCUUGAGCCAGUCAUUCGGCAGGAGCGUGAAUUUCUCGAAAAUCUUGUAAGCCGGAUUGCAGCCUUGCGCCCGAAUCUGCUGCUUGUUGAAAAUAAUGUCUCUGGGCUGGCGCUCGGUCUUCUUGAACAAGCUGGGAUCGCAGUCGCAUACAAUGUGAAGGCGUCCGUUCUUGAAGCCGUCUCACGGUGUACUCAGACGCGAAUCGUGACAUCCAUGGAUAAACUUUUGACUACUGCUCUGCAUAGCGAUUGUAUCAGUUUCGACGUCAAAACCUAUGUCAAUUCCAAGCGCAAGAAGACAUAUAUGUAUAUCUCCGGCUGUCCUAAAGAGCUUGGAUGCACAAUCGUUCUGCGCGGCGGGGAUGAAGAAGUUCUGGGGAAAGUGAAAGAGAUUACAGAAUUCAUGGUUUACGUUGUGUAUAAUCUGCGGCUCGAGACUUGCGUGAUGAGAGAUGAAUUUGCAAAGCUUCCAACAGCAUUCAUCAAUGAUGUGAUACAAGCAACAAACGAGAAGGCGGAUCAGAGCAGUGGCCAUGUUGUCGCAUCUGACGGCAACUUGUCCUUAACGGAAUCAGGGCUCCCACCGACUACAGCUGUCGAAAGGUCGACAGAGGACUUGGAAAGUAGAGCAGCAUCAACUACCGAUGCCAUAAUUGAGGUCCCGGAUGACGUUCCAAUGCCAAUAUACUUUGACGAUGUGGUUCAGGACCACAAGACAAAGAUAUUGUCAGCUUCGCCUUUCGUCAAGUUCGAACCUCCCUAUUUGCUCAUGCGUAUCAGGGAAAUGGAACGGCGGCUGGCCUACUUGAAGCGACUCCGUGAUCAAGAUGGACAAACUCAAGAGUCCGGCGAAGAAAAUGCCGCCAAGCCGCAGAAGUUUACUCUUAUCACUCCCGAAAUGGUUCAUGAAUCUCCCCGCGAUGCUCCUCCUCAGGUCAAAGAAGUAUUGCGUGCAGCUCAUGAUGCAGAAUACGAUAGAGUUCUCUACCACUAUCAGACGCAAAAGCGGCAAUGGGAGGCCUACGUAGCAGGAUGCUCCAGCAUGUUUGAUCCAUAUGCCCAUCAGAAUAUUGUUGUUCUCUACAGCCUUGUAUGCACUACAACUUCAAUUCCAUGUUCCGGACCCGACACUUUUGCCUUGGAAUUUUACAACGAACAUGAGGACGAAUCUAUUUUUGAGCCCGAUUUCACAAUUGGACAAUACGUCGAAGAACUCUGCCAUGGAGCAAACGCUGUCUGCGCGGCUAAUGGGUGUGAAAAACGCAUGUUUGAGCAUCAUCGCCAGUACGUUCACGGCGAUGCACAGAUUAGCGUUCUUGUCCAGCCCUAUCCAUCCAAGCUUCGGGGCAUGCAAGAAACUGUGCUCAUGUGGAGUUGCUGCAAAAUAUGUGGCCAUGAGACUCAAGUCACCCCAAUGUCGGAAAACACAUGGAAAUACUCAUUUGGCAAGUAUUUGGAAGUCUCCUUCUGGGGUAGAAAUUUACAUGCCCGGGCCGGAGUGUGUCCUCACGAUCUCCAGCGGGAUCAUCUGCGCUAUUUUGGCUUCAAGGAUCUCGCGCUCCGUAUCCAGUAUGAUACCAUUCAUCUACUGGAGGUCGUCGUUCCUCGGCCGCGUGUAACCUGGAAAGUGGAUAAUGACUUGAAGCUAAGAAACCAGGUUUAUUUGCGGACCGAAAGACGAGUAAGCAGGUUCAUGCUGUCUGUCCACGCGCGCUUAAAAAGUAUCAAUGUCCAAAGUGUGGUUCCCGAGUUACUCGACGAGUGCAAGAAGGAGAUUGACCGCCUGGUUAAGAAAGCAAAUGAGCAUCAGGCUGCUUUGGUUCGGCUUCUACAAGAUAAAUACAGCGGUUCUCGCUAUUGGGAAAUCAUACCCUUGAAUGACGUCCUCCGGUCCGUUCAAGAGAAGGUAGUCGAAUGGGACACUACCUUUGCUGAGUUCGAGCAGAGCUUCUUCCCUUCUGAAAAGGACAUCAAGCGGCUUGCGACACUGCAGCUCAAGAAAAUAUUCCUUGACAAAGACGCCACAUCCGUGGCCCCAGAUGACCCCUUACAUACUCCAACUGACCUGGGAGAUGAGAACAUCCAAGAAAACGAAAAGCCAAGGAUGCUGCGCCGCAUGACACUCUCUCCAGAGAAGGCUCAGAAUGUCUUGGUCUCUGUAGUGGAGGAGCAUGCAGGAAAGAAACACCGCGAGGAAGCAAUUCAGGAUAUCGAGUUGCCGCCGUUGCCUGCGGCGCCUGCCGACGAAGCUACAUUAUUAAGUGCAGAUGCUGCCAGUGAUAGCAGGUCUUCUCCUCAGAAUGACGCUGUUAUGAAGGAAGAAGUUCGGCAUCUCGAUCUAGCCGCGCCUUCUAGCCAGUCAGUUAUACCACCUCUUGAUCAGAAGGCGCCCCUUGCUCGUUCCUUAACUAGCCCGAAUGCCAUGGAAAUUCUCGCAGCCCCUGCUGGUGAAGGUUCAUUGGAUGCAGACUCGCCGCCAUUGUCGCCGAAAUCAUCUCAUCCCUCUCAUGAGACUAGUAAGCUCAGGGAUGCCGGUGUACCUCGUUCACCCAGCACCCCACCAAACAGGCCAUCCGCCAUCCCAAGACUAGCGGAAGUCAAUUUCAGGCGAUCUGGAAACGCACGCUCCCCGCCGUUGAUACGUACUCAGUCUCAACCUGCACAUCUUCUGAGGGAAACUUCCAUUGGCAGUUCCUCCUCGGUGGAAUUCAAGACACAUUCCAAUAGAUCAUUUGAUAUUCGAAGUGACUCCACCAAAACAGGGGAAAAGAAGUUUGCAGAACGCCUUGGUUUUACGGCUCUCAAAAAUGGCGGUUUUGCCUCCGGGCACUCUUUCAUUCCGCGGUCUGUGCCAAAGGGAAGGCACAACAAUCAUGUUUUGGACCUCGCUAGACGUUUCAACCAGUUGAGUCAGUUGAGUCAGUCGAAUAGCGUGAGUGUGAUGCAUAAAGUGAGGCAAGAUUUUGAACAGGCGAGAUUAGAACAACGGGCUGCCCAAACCCCGCAUUCACGCGCUUACCCACUAGCAUCCUCAAAGCCCAUCGUCGAGGUUUACAGAAAUGUCCGAGAGGCUGUGGAAGAACGAGAGCCUCCGGUCGAUGAGGAAGAAUCAACGCUUUCGGUACCGCAGCUUCCAAUGGAUGAAACAAGUCGCAUCAGUGAGGGAUUUGCGGAGCAGAUCAACCUCGAAGAGCCUUCUCCGCAAGCUGACUCUCAGGAAACGCCGCCUGAUUCUUUUGAUUCUGGUGGUCUGUUCCGUGCUGACUCCCACCUUAUGUCUGAGACUGAACUAGAGGAAAGCCCCAGCGACGAGGAGCAAGCUACGGCGGAAGAUCUAUAUCCCAUAGAUUCACAUGAAGAUCAAAAACCGCACCCUGAAGAUGACUCAAUGGACCUCAAGGAUUUUGCCAAGCACGAGCGUACAACACUUUUGAAGAUGUUGACCAAUUUCUGGUCCGAGCGCUCUGCCAGCGGAUGGUCGGCUCUGGAUUAUCCUCUCAGCGUUGUGGACCAUGUCUUUGCCGACUGUGAUAUCAUUGUACGGGAGGAUGAGCCAAGCUCUCUUGUUGCAUUUGCACUGGACUCGUUUGACUACAAGGAGAAAUUGGCCAGCAUUCAGAAACGGUAUGAGAUUGAGGAGCAUGUCUCUGACUCGGAUGAGGACCCCGAAAUCGCCAGCGAGGCUCGCGUUGAGCACGCCCUGCUGCGGCCCACUGGUACCCAUUUGAAGUACCAAUUUCAAGAAGGUCCGGCCAAGAUGCUUUGCAAGGUCUUUUAUGCAGAGCAAUUUGAUGCGCUUCGCAAAAAAUGUGGCGUUGCUGACCGCAUUGUCGAGUCGCUGUCUCGCUGUGCGAAAUGGGAUUCCAAAGGUGGCAAAACCAAGUCUUUGUUUUUGAAAACGCUAGAUGAUCGGUUCAUUCUGAAGUCUCUGUCUCCUGUUGAAACUCAGGCGUUUCUCAAAUUUGCUCCAGCUUACUUUCAAAUCAUGUCUGAGGCUUUAUUCCACGAGUUACCCUCGGCAAUUGCCAAAAUGUUUGGCUUCUACCAGGUCAUCAUCAAGAACCCCGUCACUGGAAUAGAGUUCAAUUGGUUCUUGCUAUUGAUGGAGAACUUGUUUUACGAUCGAAAGCCAAACCGCAUCUUCGAUCUCAAGGGUUCGAUGCGCAACCGGAAGGUUGAGAGCACCGGCGAACGAGAUGAGGUGCUUCUAGAUGAGAACAUGGUAGAUUUCAUCUAUGAAACGCCUUUGUUCUCACGUGAGCACUCCAAAAAAUUGCUUGCCCAGAGCGUGUGGAAUGACACCCUUUUCCUCGGCCGCCAAGAUGUCAUGGACUAUUCGCUCAUGGUUGCCAUUGAUGACAAACGCAGUGAAUUGGUUGUGGGAAUUAUCGACUGCAUCCGUACGUAUACUUGGGACAAGAAACUUGAGUCGUGGAUCAAAGAUCGCGGCUUUGCUGGGGGUGGUCGCAACCGGCCAACCGUCACCAGUCCCAGGGAGUAUAAAAGUCGAUUCCGAGAGGCGAUGGCCCGAUACGUGCUCCAAGCUCCGAGUUGUUGGCAUCAAUUCCAACCCAGUGCACCGUACCGAUACCCGCAGGGCGAGGUGUCCAAUGUAACUCAGUUGGACAUGGAUGAGAAUGCCGAAUCCAGCAUCUAA